Messenger RNA from Acanthaster planci (crown-of-thorns starfish), 6900 nucleotides. Its product is annotated as copper-transporting ATPase 2-like. Gene Ontology annotation, cellular component: plasma membrane; trans-Golgi network. NCBI's taxonomy places the organism in Eukaryota, Metazoa, Echinodermata, Asteroidea, Valvatida, Acanthasteridae. Gene Ontology annotation, biological process: copper ion import; copper ion export; intracellular copper ion homeostasis. The record is from RefSeq and is a predicted model, not a curated record. Gene Ontology annotation, molecular function: ATP binding; copper ion binding; P-type divalent copper transporter activity.
CUAGGGGGUUAGGGUUAAAGGUGGUUUCCUUUGUAUUUCACUAUUCAGUUGUCUUUUUCAAGCAAUAUCCCCUCCUUCGGCUUUUUCGCUUUUUUUUUCACUCCGUAGAUUAGGCUGUUGAGAGCAUUACGUGAUAGAAAAGCUUUAGUUAAGGAUCCACAUUGUUAUCAUCCGUUGCAGAAACAAUUCACUUUAUGCAAAUAACCAACGAGGAAAUACAUUUACGACAUAUACACACCUUCCUUAUCUGCACAGUGAGCACUAAAAACUCUGUGUCAUUCACUGGGGCUGGUUACUGAAGCAGGAAAAAGAUUCUGUGCAUGUACAGUACAUGUAUGUACGGCCCUUCCAACACCACUUUCACUUUGUUCCUGGUUUUGGAAUUGUUAUAAUGCCUGCAUGUUGAAUAGGAUUUUGCCAGCCUCGGCCCUGCAUUGGCUUUUUGAUUGUUUGGUUCUGACGGCAUUAGCGUUGAAAUGAAUCUACAGAUGUAACCAGGAUCUGCUAUUUUGGGAAGAAUUUUUAUGUAACCAGGAUCUGCUAUUUUGGGAAGAAUUUUUGUGUUGUGGGGACCAGUUCUAAUAAUGAGUUAAUAUCGUGCAGUGUGCUUGUGCAGAUGGCGGGUGUACGUACACAGUGUAAGUGUGGUACUUGUACAUGUGUCUUUGGAUGAAAAAAGAGCAGUUAUAACCUUUGACCCCUUGAGGACUAACCAAUCAAACUUGAGAGACCGAAUUGACAACAUGGGUUUUGAGGCAGCUAUUGGUGAUGAUUCCCUGCAAAUGGGAAUCAGGGAAACUGUUGUGACUAUCACAGGAAUGACGUGUAAUUCUUGCGUAAAGUCCAUAGAGGGAAGACUUGGAACAAUUCAGGGAGUCUGUGGUGUACGUGUUUCUCUUGAAGCAAAACAGGGCCGAAUUUGGCAUCAGCCCUCAGACAUCAGUCCGCAGCAACUGUGCCAGGAAAUCGAAGAGAUGGGGUUUGAGGCUUCACUGGCUGUGGGAUGCCAACCACAAGAGGUGAAAGAAGUUGUCAUCUGCAUCAAAGGGAUGACCUGUAAUUCCUGUGUGCGCUCCAUCGAGGGUCGCAUGUCGGAUAUGGAUGGGGUGGAGAAGAUACAGGUCUCGCUUGAGGAGAAGCUGGGCAGGAUGCGGUACUUGCCCUCGAUUGUCUCACCAGAAACCUUGAGGAGUGCCAUUGAUGACAUGGGGUUCGAAGCAACGCUGAAAGAUGAUGCGGUGCCGAUGGCUGGUUCCCGCGUCUCGGUUACCAUCCAUGUUGAGGGGAUGACGUGCAGUUCCUGCGUUCACUCCAUCGAGGGCAGGAUAUCCACAUUUGAUGGAGUUCACAACAUCAGUGUCUCGCUGGACAAGAAAGAGGCCCGGGUUCAAUUUGAUCCACGGAGGACCACGGCGGAACAGUUGCGAGAGGGCAUUGAGGACAUGGGGUUCGAUGCUACCCUGCCGACAAACUUUGUCCUGAUUGACCUAAAUGCUGUCACGUCUCUUGCACAAACAAUCAAUCUCAGGGUGAAGGGAAUGACCUGCAAUUCGUGUGUAAAGACCAUUGAAGAGAAAAUCUCGGAGCAGCAUGGAGUUCGGGAGAUCAAAGUGUCUCUUCGGGAGGAGAGGGCCACCGUCAAGUAUAAUCCAUCGGAAACGAACCCAGACAGGCUGAGGGAAGCAAUCGAUGACAUGGGAUUUGAGUGUUUCAUCCCGGCAGAGGGCAUGCCAGAGGCAGGCCAUGUCGUCAUCAAUAUCCAGGGCAUGACCUGCAACUCCUGCGUGAGGUCCAUUGAGGGGAAGAUCGGGGAGAAGGCAGGAGUGAACUCCAUCAGAGUUUCCCUGGCUGAGAACAGCGGCACGGUGGAGUAUGAUCCCACCAAGGUGACAGCAAGUGAGCUUAUGGCGGCCAUAGAUGACAUGGGAUUUGAGGCUUCACUUCAAAAGCCUUGCCUGGAAUCUGGCAGUCUCCAGCCACCGAACCAGCGCAAGCUGCCGGAGGGGGCCCAUGUGUCAUUCAAGCCCCCAGUGGACCGAGAGGAGAUGGCGGUCGUGGACCUGAUGGAUGGCGAAGUGGGCAAGUGCUACCUGCAUGUGACAGGCAUGACCUGCAGCUCCUGCGUGGCACUCAUAGAGAACAAGCUUGGCAAAAAGAAAGGCAUCAAGUCAGUCAUGGUCGCCUUGAUGGCCCAGAAGGCCGAGGUGACCUUUGACACUUGCCACCUGACCCCAAGUGAGAUUGCUGCCAUGGUAACAGACAUCGGGUUUAAGGCCACGGUGAUGGAAGAUGAAGAACGUAGGGCCAAGGAAGGCUUGCUUGAACUGCAUAUCUCUGGCAUGACGUGCGCAUCCUGUGUGGCUCUGAUAGAGUCCACUCUCACCAAGAAGCCAGGCAUCAAGUCGGCAUCUGUGGCUUUGGCAACCUCUAGAGGGUGCUUUGAGUUUGAACCCUCCAUCACGGGGCCGAGGGAUAUCAUCAAGGCUAUUGAAGAUGCAGGAUUUGGAGCCAGUCUAAUCACUGAUAGCAAUAAGGAUAAGACUGCUGCCUUAGACCACUCAGACACCAUAAGAAGGUGGCGCCGUUCGUUUCUCUUCUCUCUCGUCUUUGGCGUGCCGGUCAUUGUCAUGAUGCUGUAUGACGUCAUAGCACACCCCAUGCACCCGUGUAUCUUCCCUGGACUCUCCGUGCACAACCUUCUGCUCUUCUGUUUCUGCACACCAAUACAGGUUUUAGGGGGGCGUUACUUCUACAUCCAAGCCUACAAGGCUCUGAAGCACGGUGCCGCCAAUAUGGAUGUUCUGAUUGUCUUGGCAACCACCCUAUCCUAUGUCUACUCUGUCAUCAUCCUUGUCAUUGCCAUCCUGUCGGGGGCCACCACCAGCCCCAGGACGUUCUUCGAUGCCCCGCCCAUGCUGUACAUAUUUGUGACGCUGGGACGAUGGAUGGAACAUGUUGCUAAGGGCAAGACCUCAGAGGCCUUGACCAAGUUGAUGUCCCUCCAAGCCACGGAGGCCCGCCUGGUCACCUUUAAUGAGCUGGGUCAGCCGGAUGCAGAGAAACUGAUCGACGUUGACCUGUUGCAGCGGAACGAUCGGGUGAAGAUUCUACCAGGGGAGAAGAUACCAGUUGAUGGAGUCAUCGUGGAGGGCUCUUCGAUGGUAGAUGAAUCACUUAUCACUGGAGAGUCCAUGCCUGUUACAAAGAAGCUAGGGAGCACUGUGAUUGGAGGUACCAUCAACCAGAAUGGAGUGCUACUCGUAAAGGCCACCCAUGUUGGUGCUGAUACAGCACUCUCUCAUAUUGUCAAGCUAGUGGAAGAGGCACAAACAUCAAAGGCUCCCAUCCAGAAGCUAGCUGACCGCAUCGCUGGCUACUUUGUGCCCAGUAUUGUCUUCAUCACGCUGGUCACCUUGACUGCCCACGUCAUUAAGGGAUACACGGAUCCAGAUAUGGUGCAUCCGACAUUCCUUCUAAAUACGAACCACAACAUGAGCAGCAGCCACAUGAUCUGGCAGUAUUCUUUCCAGUGUGCCAUCUCUGUCCUGUCCAUCGCCUGCCCCUGUGCUCUGGGUCUUGCCACCCCUACUGCCGUCAUGGUGGGGACUGGGGUGGGGGCCAUCAAUGGCAUCCUCAUCAAGGGAGGGGGACCCUUGGAGAUUGCGCACAAGAUCAAGACGGUUGUGUUUGAUAAGACUGGGACCAUCACCCAAGGUGCCCCUAGAGUCGUACGAGUCCUCCUUUUUCUCUCAGACUCCAUCAUCUCCCAGCAGAAGCUGGUUGCCCUGGCCGGCUCAGCAGAGGCCAACAGCGAGCACCCCAUCGGUGCUGCCAUCACCAAGUUUGCCAAAGAGAUCUUUGGUCGGGGCACGUUGGCCAAGUGCACAGACUUCAGCGCCGUCUCUGGGUGCGGUCUGAUGUGCAACGUCAGCACCACGGAGACGGAGCAGCUGCUCAGCCAGUGCACAGAUCGCAGCCUUGGUGACGUCACAUCACAGGCAGAUAAAGGCCAAGUGACGGUGGAGAUUGACAGGCAGAUAGUGGACGUGUUUGACUGCGUCCCCCCAAUCAUGCCAGCCAGUGGAAAGGAUCAAGUGUCUGUCAACCUAAAGCAGCCUGACAACGGUCUGUACAAGGUCUUGAUUGGCAACCGGGAGUGGAUGAAAAGGAACUUCUGUGAAGUUACCAUGGAGGUUGACCUGGAAAUGAGCGACCACGAGGAGAGGGGGCAGACCGCGGUACUCGUCGCCAUCAAUGAUGUGAUCGUGGGUAUGAUCGUUGUGGCUGAUGCAGUGAAGCCUGAGGCUGCCUUAGCCGUUUACAUCCUCAAGAAGAUGAAACUGAACACGGUACUGCUGACAGGGGACAAUCAAAAGACGGCCCAAGCUAUCGCUGGACAAGUGGGCAUCGGCCAGGUGUUUGCCGAAGUGCUACCCCAGCACAAGGUGGAUAAGGUCCGUGAGCUGCAGCAGCAACAGCGCCACAAGCAGAUUGUUGCCAUGGUGGGAGACGGGAUCAAUGACUCGCCGGCGCUAGCCCAGGCGGACAUCGGCAUGGCCAUCGGCACAGGGACAGAUGUGGCCAUCGAGGCCGCCAAUAUAGUGCUGAUCAAGGAUAAUUUACUAGAUGUACCCACUGCCAUCCACCUGUCACACAAGACUGUCCAAAGGAUAAGACUCAAUCUUGUCUUUGCCUUCUUCUACAACAUCAUUGCAAUACCCAUUGCAGCAGGUGCUUUCAUGAGCUGGGGUAUUGCUUUACCACCUUGGGUGGCAGCUGCAGCCAUGGCGACAUCUAGCGUAUCUGUCGUCAGCUCCUCACUUCUGCUGAAGCUAUACCGCAAACCAGACUACAGCAAGAUGGCCGAGAAAGACAUGCCCGGCUUAGGCAGUCAGUCAUCGGGGCGGGGAUUUGUACGACCCAGACGGACCACAAAGAGAGACCUGGAGAUGAAGGAGUUGACUCCGCCCCCUAGCAGGCUCCAGCGGCUGCUCGUCAAGCCCAAGCCCAGGAUGCAAGACCGUGACCUGAGCGUUCACCUGCUGAGUGAGGAUGAGGAGGAGGAAUAAGUCAAGACUACUCCCAAACCAAACCUAGCUCCUCACAGAUGUCAUAAUAGUCUGUACCCCGUUGCAAUGCAAAACGGCUGCUUGCUUGUGUUGUAUUCUGCCAACUGGCUCUAUUAAAGUGCAAGCUAGCCACUUGAUGUCAUAGGAGUAUGGUGUUUGUGUUGUGACGUCAGAAAUGUCAUAGAGCGGUUCUGCAAGAGUUCCAUGAAGUGCCUCAGUUGGAAAUGAUCUCUCAUAUAUGAACCAGUAUUUCAUUGCCUCCAUUGCUGUGGAUAUUUGGUACGUGUCUCAGUAUUCUGAUCAAAACAUUAACUGCCUGGGUCAUGACGGUCACUGCCAUGACAUUCCUAUGCAGUCAGUUUGGAAGAAAGAAAGUCAUCAGUAUUGCACAACGUUAAAACUCAAAUGUGCUGCACAACAAGUUAUUUAGGUGAGCAGUUUCCCAGGAUCAAAAGAGAUCAUACAGCCCACGCUGAGCCAUUAUUACCGGACUGAACACUGUGGACAGAUACCCUUGACUCUGCUGUAGUGCUGUGCAUUAGCAAGUAGCUCAGGAACCAAGUACUCUAAUGAAGUAAUGCACAGGUACCCGUGUACCCCAAACCCCCAAAUUCUAAGAAAACAGAAAAAGCAAGUAUGAAAAUACAUUCAAAUUGCCAAUUACCCACACUACUUAUCAACAACCUUUGUUCAUCAAGUACACUUUGUGUAUUUCACAUGCUCCUGAUUUUUAUUUUCAAAUUUCCCCCCCCACAAGCAUGUUUUUAAAACCUGUGCUCUUUUCUUUGAAAAUGUAAGAAGUAAUUCCCAGGUACCUGGCUCCAUAAUCUGGAGCCAAUUCCAGAUGUCAUUGGUCUGGCAUUCAGGUACCUUAUUCUGAUGCAGAGUCCCUAGCACUGCUUGAGAACUGCCUUAGCAACGGUGCCAAUACCUAAGAGCUCGUUGUUGAUCAUGAUAGAAUACUGCACAAUCCGCAACAGCCAUUCCAGUACACAUUCUCAUUGCUAGCACUACGAUCCUAGCUGAGGGAGACGGACACACUGCCCUGUCACUCAAACCCAUUCACCUUUACAAUAUCCCACCCAUGGUCUAAAGCACUGCCCUCGGUCAAUAAGUAAAAUGCGCACAACUGAACGAAAUUCAAAUCUGUUGACCAAUCCAACGAUUGUUAUCCAGAAAGUGGCCUAUUAGUUCAUGGUUGACAUUUUGUUGGCUUCGUUCGAUACUGCCGAGUAUUAUGCUUCAGAGAAAUGUUUUUUUUUAAUAGCGUGUGCCCGUUUAGUAAACAUUAAUUUGUAAAGUUGUCACACACAUGUAUCUGAUUUUGUAUUGAAGCUUGUUUAAUUUUUUUAAGAGCGGUUCUAUUUUAGUAAUUAUUGUUUGUAUGUCAAAUUGAGUUUAUGGUAUUUGAGUAGGCACAAAAUGCAUGCAACUCUUUCAUGUAUGAGUAUUGACUAUCAGUAGCUGAUAUAAUCAAAGGUGUUGCUUUCUUUUGGAGGGGUAAGAGGUCAAACUCUGACCUCUGCAUAAUGUGAGGGGCAAAAACAAAGGGAUCGUAGGUCACUCUAAAUCUCCAAAAUUGUACAUGCAGCAAAUUGUUAGAAAUUGAAUAUGACAGAAAAGUAUUUUAAAACUUCUGAAUGUACAUGUGAAUAUUCUGCAAUUUAUGAAAUUAUUCCAAGUAUAAAUGUGCGACAAAGAUCCUAAUAAUUGAAUCACUGCUCAUGGAAAUGCAACAGUCUCACAAAUACUUUUUAACGUGCCAUCAUGAAUUAUGACAUUUAAUCCCAAAUGUUUGCCAUUAAGUAAAAGCAGUAUUCAGGACAAAAGA